This is a messenger RNA of Brassica napus (rape), 1819 nucleotides long. Its product is annotated as FT-interacting protein 1-like. Lineage: Eukaryota; Viridiplantae; Streptophyta; Magnoliopsida; Brassicales; Brassicaceae. The transcript has a single exon. Bases 1 to 1623 code for a protein of 540 amino acids. The record is from RefSeq and is a predicted model, not a curated record.
AUGCAGACUCUCAAGACCAAGAUUUGUCCUGUGAAGACGACGAAUCCGCUCUGGAAUGAAGAUCUUGUCUUCGUGGUCGCUGAGCCGUUCGAGGAGCAGCUGGUGAUCUCUGUGGAAGACCGCGUUCACGCGUCGAAAGAUGAAGUCAUUGGUAAGAUCAGCUUGCCGAUGAACGUGUUCGAGAAGCGGUUAGACCACCGUCCUGUUCAUUCUCGUUGGUUCAAUCUCGACAAGUACGGUGUUGUAGAGGGAGAUCCGAGGAGGAGAGAGCAUAAGUUCUCUAGCCGGAUUCACCUGAGGGUCUGCCUCGAAGGAGGCUACCAUGUGAUGGACGAGUCAACGAUGUAUAUUAGCGACACGAGACCAACGGCUAGGCAGCUCUGGAAGCAGCCGGUGGGAAUGUUGGAGAUUGGGAUCCUUGGAGCUAAAGGAUUAGUGCCGAUGAAGUUGAAAGAGGGUAGAGGAAGCACCGACGCGUAUUGUGUAGCUAAGUAUGGUCAAAAAUGGGUGAGAACUAGAACCAUUCUUGAUUCGUUGAGUCCAAGAUGGAACGAGCAGUACACGUGGGAGGUCUAUGAUCCUUGCACUGUUGUCACUCUCGGUGUUUUCGACAACUGUCAUUUGGGUUCAGGUUCCUUUAAAGAUGCAAGAAUAGGUAAGGUGAGAAUCAGGCUGUCUACACUAGAGGCUCACAAGAUCUACACACAUUCGUUUCCUCUUCUUGUUCUUCAACCGCACGGUCUCAAGAAAACUGGUGACCUCCAGAUAUCAAUACGUUUCACAACUCUUUCUUUGGCCAACAUCAUCUACAAUUACGGCCACCCGCUUCUCCCCAAGAUGCACUAUCUUUUCCCUUUCACGGUUAACCAAGUAGACGGGUUAAGGUACCAAGCGAUGAACAUCGUUGCAACCCGCCUCGGACGAGCCGAGCCGCCGCUGAGGAAAGAGGUUGUUGAGUACAUGUUGGAUGUAGAUUCCCACCUAUGGAGCAUGAGAAGAAGCAAAGCCAACUUUUUCCGCAUAAUGUCGCUUCUCUCCGGCUAUUUCUUGGUCGGGAAGUGGCUUGAGGAUAUCUGCAACUGGAGAUACCCGGUUACUUCUGUUCUGGUCCAUGUCCUGUUCUUCAUUUUGGUCAUGUACCCUGAGCUUAUCAUGCCCACGAUGUUUCUGUACAUGUUCUUUAUCGGAUUGUGGAACUUCAAGUCAAGGCCGAGACACCCUCCUCACAUGGAUAUGAAGCUCUCUUGGGCCGAGGCUGUUAAUCCUGAUGAGCUUGAUGAAGAGUUUGACACGUUUCCAACGUCUAGGUCACAGGACAUGGUCAGGCUGAGGUAUGACCGGCUCAGAAGUGUUGCGGGUAGGAUUCAGACCGUGGUUGGAGAUAUAGCAGCUCAGGGGGAGAGAGUUCAGUCGCUUCUGAGCUGGAGAGACCCUAGGGCUACGAGCCUGUUCAUCUUGUUCUGCUUGGCUGCAUCCGUGGUCCUUUACGCAAUGCCGUUCAAAGCAAUAACGCUGGCUGGUGGGCUUUACUAUCUGAGACACCCAAAGUUUAGAAGCAAGUUGCCUUCUUUGCCAAGUAACUUCUUCAAGAGAUUGCCAUCUCGUAUAGACAGUCUUCUUUAACCUAAACACUUUUCUUAAGCAAUAUUUACAAUAAUUCCAAUAUGUUUUUUUUUCAACUUUUUCUUCCAAGUUUCAGUUCUCUAAGUUGGCAAUAAUCAUUAUGAAUCUUUUUUAAACAAUAUUGUCAGUUUUAAUGAUGUAACUAAUAAUAACUAAUGAUACAUUAUAAAUGUUUACUAAUGUUUUCUUCGAGUAA